UUGUUAAACUUGAACUCCCAUACCACAUUCUUUUGUAUGGCCACGCUCGUUUUGUUACCCCAGGUUCAAUAGGUCCUUAUACUCUGAAGGGCAGGCUUACUCAGUACGACGUUCUCGCAUCUAUGAUGCUGACUGCAAUUUCGACUACCUGCCUAAGUGUCUUGUUUUUUAUAUAGCGAUUUAUUGGAAUGUGAUUCUCGAGGAACAGUCUACAAACAACAUCAAGAAAUAGCCGCCGCCACACGAUCCCUAGUCGCAAACAUGCAAUUGACUACUCGACAUCUUCAUCUACUAUGGCUUACUCCCACAGUCGUGCUAGGCGCACUCGAGGUUGAUCUAGACUCGCCAGACUCUAUCAAAGCUGCGGCGAAACUAGUCGCCUACGACUUGAUGAAAUACUACCAUGGUAACGAAUCCGGCCAUGUACCAGGUAUCUUACCGGGACCUCCGCCGGACGGAGACUACUACUGGUGGCAAGGCGGCGCGCUCUGGGGCACGAUGAUAGACUACUGGCACUACACCGGGGACGAGACGUACAACGACGUGACGUUCGACGCGAUGCAGUUCCAGGUCGGCGAGCACCGGGACUACGCGCCGCGCAACUGGACGCUGUCCCUGGGAAACGACGACCAGUCCUUCUGGGGCAUGUCGGCCAUGCUCGCUGCCGAGAACAAGUUCCGCGACCCGACGGGCGACGAUCCCCAGUGGCUCGCGCUCGCACAGGCCGUCUGGAACCAGCAGGCGGACCCGGACAGGCACGACGAUGAGUGUGGUGGGGGGUUGCGCUGGCAGAUAUUCCCGACGAAUAGGGGCUAUGAUUAUAAGAAUACCAUCGCAAACGGAUGCUUCUUCAACAUGGGGGCCCGCCUGGCCCGCUACACCCACGACGAGAAAUACGCCAAGAUGGCAACGGAAACAUUCGACUGGAUCAAGGCGGUCGGGUACAUCGACGACGACUGGAACGUGUUCGACGGCGGCCACGUGCCCUUCAACUGCACCGACGUCAACCGCCAGCAGUACUCGUACAACGCGGCGAUUCUGCUCUCGGGGGCCGCGUACAUGUAUGACUAUACCAACGGCAGCAAAGAAUGGGAAGACCGCGUGACCGGCCUCCUCGACGGCAUGGAGCGCGUCUUCUUCGUGAACGAGACCCUCUACGAGCCCACCUGCGAGGCCGGCGCCUGCUCGACCGACAUGAUCAGCUUCAAGGGGUACGUGCACCGGUGGCUCGCCGUGUCGACGCAGGUGGCGCCCUUCACGCGGGACCGGAUCACGGCGCUGCUGAAGUCGUCGACGCGCCACGCCGUCAACCAGUGCACCGGCGGGGACAACGGCAGGCAGUGCGGGUUCCACUGGACGUCGGGGGUGUUCGACGGGAAGACGGGCGCGGGCCAGCAGAUGAACGUGCUGGGCGCGCUGUCGAGCCUGCUGGUGCUCGACGCCGAUGUGCCCGCCACGAAUAUGACGGGGGGCACGAGCCAGGGGGACCCGGACGCCGGGGCGACGGGGCCGACGCUGCCGGAGCUGCCGCCGAUCACGACGGGGGAUAGGGCGGGCGCGGGGGUCGUGACGACGUUUAUUCUGGGGAGUAGCAUUGCGGGGCUGCUUUGGAUGGCUUUGGAUUGAUUGGCUUCUGGAUGUUUGGGUGUAUAUGUAGGUAGAUAGGUUUGCAUUCGGCGUUUGACUUCAAAUUGAGGGUGUUAGCGUAUAUACUACCUAUGUAAAUACGUCUGUCUUUAAAUUUUGCUUCGAUCUUAUUCAGUCGCAGAUGUGAAGGC
Messenger RNA from Hypoxylon fragiforme, 1778 nucleotides. RefSeq names its product glycoside hydrolase family 76 protein. Bases 262 to 1626 code for a protein of 454 amino acids. The transcript has 5 exons. Lineage: Eukaryota; Fungi; Ascomycota; Sordariomycetes; Xylariales; Hypoxylaceae. Gene Ontology annotation, biological process: fungal-type cell wall biogenesis; carbohydrate catabolic process. Gene Ontology annotation, molecular function: mannan endo-1,6-alpha-mannosidase activity. The record is from RefSeq and is a predicted model, not a curated record.